Messenger RNA from Salvia miltiorrhiza (redroot sage), 1078 nucleotides. Its product is annotated as glutathione S-transferase APIC-like. The record is from RefSeq and is a predicted model, not a curated record. Gene Ontology annotation, molecular function: glutathione transferase activity; glutathione binding. The transcript is spliced from 3 exons. NCBI's taxonomy places the organism in Eukaryota, Viridiplantae, Streptophyta, Magnoliopsida, Lamiales, Lamiaceae. Gene Ontology annotation, cellular component: cytoplasm. The coding region runs from base 258 to 902 and encodes 214 amino acids.
CCGAAUCCCACAUGUUAUACCCCCUUUUCAUAGACAUAAGUACUAGAUAUAUACAUGUGACGUAUGUACACAUGUAAUUUGUGUACAUACCAAUAAUUAGAACCACUUAUUUAGAAAAUUUUAAAUUUAUUUUGGUGAAAGCUUCUCAAGGUAUUAAAUUGGUAUAAAUAGCUGCUCCAUAUCUCCUACUGCAAACAUCUCCAACAAUUAACCAAUUCAUCAUUCAUUAAUCUCCAAAUCCAUCUUCUUCUUCUUCAAUGACGAUCAAGGUCCACGGCGGCAUCUUCUCAACUGCAACGUUGAGAGUUCGGGUUUGCCUCACUGAGAAAUCUCUCGACUACGAGUUUAUCCCCGUCGACUUGCGCUCCGGCGACCACAAGAAGGAACCUUUCAUAUCUCUCAACCCGUUCGGCCAAAUCCCGGCCUUUGAAGAUGGAGACCUCAACCUCUUUGAAUCGAGGGCUAUCACUCGGUACAUCGCCCGUGCAUAUGCCGGAGAAGGUACUCCACUAGUAUCCUCGGACGUGAAGAAGGCGGCGGUGGCGGAGGUUUGGGCGGAGGUGGAGGCUCAGAGAUACGAGCCACCAGCCGCGAAGCUAACGUGGGAACUCGGAAUCAAGCCCAUUUUGGGAAUGCCUACAGAUGAUGAUGUUGUCAAGGCUCAAGAAGCAGAGCUGGCUAAGGUUCUUGAUGUGUACGAAGCCCGGCUCGCCCACUCCAAAUACUUGGGCGGCGACGCCUUCACUCUGGCGGACCUCCACCAUCUCCCCACCUUGAAGUAUCUCAUGGCCACGCCGGUUAAGGCGAUUUUCGACGCCCGCCCUCACGUCGCUGCUUGGGCUGCGGACAUCACCGCGAGGCCGUCUUGGCAAAAGGUUCUAGCCGACUGCGGAUUGAAUUGAAAUGCCGCCGAGGCCAUGAGUGUGUGUGUGUGUGUGUGUCAGCUUGAAGCUUGAAAAUGUGCCUUAUUCGGUUUGCCCCCCUGAUUUUCCUUCACUGUAUUUUGAUUCCGCGCGCAUGGUUUUUAAUAAUAAUAACAAUAAAUUUAGGUGGUCCGAGAUCACUUAAAUUCAAUGCA